AUGCCGGUCGUUACCGAACGCUUCAUCAGCAACGCGUGGCAUCGCGGCUGCGACUACAUCAAUAUGGACCUGGAGGACUCAGUCCCUCCGCUCUUGAAGGACGUUGCCCGAAACCUGGUCCGCGAAUCCAUCCCGGUCGUCAACAAGGGCGGGGCCGACGCUGUCUGCCGCAUUAAUCACGACCUGAUGGAAGCGGACCUCAACGCGGUCAUUUGGCCCGGCCUCGUGCAGGUCAAUUACCCCAAGGCCGAGUACGGCCACGAAAUCGCCCGCAUGGACGGAAUCAUCACGCGCUUGGAGGCCGAACGCGGCAUCCGGCCCGGCACCGUGGAGAUCGGCGCCAACAUCGAGACCGCCGUUGGCGUCGCCAAUGCCUACGAGAUCGUCACCGCCAGCCCUCGUGUCCGUGAUUUCGGGGGCGCCGCCGGUUACGACAUGUCUCGUGACCUCGGCGUCGAGAUGUUUGUCGGCUUCGACCAAUUCGUCUACGGUAAGGGUGAGGUGGAGCUCGCUGCGCGCGCCGCCGGCCGGGAACCCCACGCCGCUCCGUUCACCCCUAAUAUCACCGGCAGCGUCAGCGAUCCAGACCGCGCUUUCGCCGAGGCGGACGCGGCCCGCAAGUGCGGGUUCCGUAUCGGCGGCGGCUUGCACCCUUACGUGGUGGAGCCUCAGAUCCGUGGUUUUGCCGCUUCUGACGAUGAGGUUUCCGACGCUGAGUGGGUCCUCCAGGAAUACCAUAAGCUGGCCCGUACCGGCGCAACUUGGGUUCAGGUCGACGUUUCCACCGCGGACCGGGAAGACUCUCCCCGUCCCAUGCCUGCCGACUCCUACCUGGGGCGAGACCGCGUUAUUGAUCGUUACGAGGCCGCCCGCGCGGAGGAAUUGCUGCAAUGGCGCAAUCUCUGCCGCGAACGUGACCAAGACAAAGCCGAGGCCAUCGACCGCGUCCGCGCGGACGAAGCUGAAUAG
This is a messenger RNA of Geodia barretti, 969 nucleotides long. NCBI's taxonomy places the organism in Eukaryota, Metazoa, Porifera, Demospongiae, Tetractinellida, Geodiidae. The record is from the annotation of a GenBank genome assembly.